AUGGGCAGCACAUACCACUACUACUACGAGCUUGAUGGUUCUCACGAGACCCAUGAUCCUGCCCGGCCCUCCACCCGGCAUUGCCCGUACAUGCCUGGCCAGACCGUGAACACACUAUUCGUCCCUAUCCAGCGAACUCUCCGAAAACGAAGCGCCUCCCUCAGCUCCAUGAGGAACGCCGACUUCAUGACCAUGAACCCCAAGGACAAGUUCACCACGCCGCGUCCCGCUCCUCCCGCGCCCGGCGUCAUGGCCGGUCCUCGCCUCGGCACCUCUCCCCACUCUCUGAGGCACCACGCCUCGGCCCGCUCUCUCUCGCCCAACCCUUCGUGGCGGCGCUUCUUCAGGAAAUCGGUCCGCGACGACAGGGAAGAAUCCACCGCACAUCUCCCCGAGUCUCUCCGCCGAUUCCUCUGCGAUGACACGAUCCCUACUUCGCCCGUGGACGAGAGGCCGGUCAUGAUUCCCGAGGAUAUCGCCGAGGAGAUGGAGGAUGACGACAACUUUGCCACGCCCGACUGCGCCGACCAGCCGUACACCACCUGCUUGGCCCCUCCCCUUCAAGAGGUCCAUCUCGUCCAGCUCCAUCCCCCUCCACGCGGAUCCCGCGCCGUCUGUCAGCCAGGCCCUUCCCGAAUCGCCUACCCUACCCGACUUCGAGUCCUGCCUUCGAUCGCGCUUCUCGAUUUCCUCCAUCUCGAGCUAUGCUUCCUCGGCCGGCGUCAGCCCCGAGGUGGAGACCCCUCCCUCUACGACCUCCUCGAUGAUUUGGAAUUCGCCGCCUCGGUGCACGAGGCCGACGAGCCCAUUCACUCGUCUCCUCUUCCCAGGCAGUCUUUGGAGCGCCAGUACAGCCUUCCUCAGACCGCUGUGGGCGGGGCCAAGCAUGCGGGCAGUGCACUGGUAUCCUCGCCUAUCGACAUGGGCAUGGAUGACUUUGUUGCUGAGCUUGGCUGGAUGGCGAGCGUCAUCAAGAACUAG
Parascedosporium putredinis is the source of this 981-nucleotide messenger RNA. The record is from the annotation of a GenBank genome assembly. Lineage: Eukaryota; Fungi; Ascomycota; Sordariomycetes; Microascales; Microascaceae.